AUAUAUAUAUUUUUUCUCCAAUUUGUCAGGGGUUACUGCAGCACACCUACUUCCAGCGGCUUUAAACUUUUUAAAAAUGUCUAGUUUCUAGAUAAUAAAUCAAUGUUGCUUUUCCUGCCCUGAAGAAGGAAACAAUCUACCGCAUGUGUCUGAAUACAGAACCAGAUAUCGUGAAACCCAGCUGCCGAACUAACGCGAGAUUUCAGAUUUCCGACCGUUUGAAAACUUGAGUUGGGUCUUCAACUCUGUUAACUUCUCUGGUGUCUAGCUGUUCACCAGGUUUCGUAUAAUCGGUGGUCUUUAAGUUUAGGAUGGAAUUUCAAGGCACGGAACCAAUGACUCUGGGUUCCCCGACAUCACCCAAGCCCGGCCCGGGUGCCCAGUUUCUCCCCGGGUUUUUGAUGGGGGAUCUGCCAGCGCCUAUCACACCACAGCCUCGGUCAUUUGGAGUCAUGGAUAUGAGGUCACCACUUCAAACAGGUGGCUCUCCCCCUCAACCUGUGGUUCCUACACCCAAAGACAAGAGUGGGGCCCCUCCAGUCAGGAGUAUCUAUGAUGACCUCUCCUGUCCUGCUGUCGGGAUGUCCCCUAUGGGUGCACAUAAACAGCCAUUCUCAAUGAUGCACACCCCGCUGUCUGGCUAUAUGGCAGUUACACCAGGAACAGCGUCCAGUCUAUUUAGUCCUACUACCAUCGGGCAGCAGGCGAAGUCAACAAUGUCUCCAGCCCAAGUAGACCCUUUCUUCACUCAGGGAGACGCACUGUCUUCUGAAGACCAUCUAGAUGAUACAUGGAUCACUGUAUUUGGGUUUCCUCCGGCCUCUGCGUCUUAUAUUCUAUUGCAGUUCGCCCAGUAUGGAAACAUAACGAAACACGUGAUGUCCAACACUGGUAACUGGAUGCACAUUCAAUAUCAGUCUAGACUCCAAGCAAGAAAAGCUCUAAGUAAAGAUGGGAAGGUUUUUGGCGAGGCUAUAAUGAUUGGUGUUAAACCAUGCAUCGAUAAGAAUGUGAUGGAGAGCUCAGACCGAGGCUCUACCUCCUCUGGCUCAGUGUUUACUCCUCCAGUCAGAAAUGGAACACCCAGCCACCAUGUCUCUACACCUCGCUCCUCUAUGAGGCCCCUCAGUGCAGCCUACAAGGCCUCCAGCAGUGACUACCAGGUGGUGGCAGACGAACAGACCCCAAGGAAAGACGACAGUUUGGUUUCUAAAGCGAUGGAGUACAUGUUUGGUUGGUGAGACGGUCUCCUCCGAUUGGCCCGAGCGCAGCAUUCUGUCAUCACCGUGGAGCUGUGUCCUAAAUGGUACCCUAAUGGCCCAAUUGACCCUGUUCUAAAGUAGUGCACUACAUAGGGAGUAGGGUACCAUUUGGGGAUCAUUCAGUGAUUUGGGGGAACCAAGCCAAUGUGGAUUUCCUCAACCCUGCGACGACUAUACAUUAUGUGGUGAUUUGAGUGGACGGGAUUUUGACCAGACGAACACCGGAUAUUGUAUGUUGACAUUGACUGAAGUGUUGUUGUUGUUGUUUGUUUUUGUUGUGUAGAUGUCACGGUGUUGACCUGACGAACACAAACUACAUAUUUUCUUAUUUGCUACUUGUCCUCUAGAGGAUACAUUUUUUUAAAGGCUCUUUCAUAUGAGUUGAUGUCGAAUGAAUCCAACGUAAAAUCAAGACAUGAUUGUUUUUUCUCAGAUGUCCCCAUUUCCUACGUAGUAGUGUACUACUGUUGACCAGUACCCGUAAGGGUCUGAAUGGAAUAGGGUGCCAUUUUGGAUGCCCACACGGCCUGUCUACAGUAUCUUAAUUAACCAAGUGCUGCUUUGACAGUUGGACGUCAAGGUUGCACAUCAGUAUUCUCUGUUUGACGGUGCAGGUUUCUUUUUCCCCCUCUAAAUGGUUCGUUAGUAAACAACGAUAAAUAUAACCGGAUCAGAGUUAAGAAUUGUGAUUUUAUACGAAAUGUAUGUUUUGUGUGCUGUCAAACAUUUAAGUGUUUAAAAAAAAAAAAAAAAAAAAGAUUUUCUCACAAAACUGUCGGUGUACCAAGUGUCUCGUCUUAUAUCUAUUUAAAACUAUUUGUCUGUUUCGGCUGUCUACUAUUUCGGCUGUCUCUUUAUAGUAUUUCUACGGUCUCCUCUGUCAGCUGUCUCUGCUCUCUACUAUGUCCGCUGUUUUUAAUGUCUGUCACUUGCUUACUAUUUUUGUCAAAUAAAUGUCACGUGAAUA
This is a messenger RNA of Oncorhynchus mykiss (rainbow trout), 2229 nucleotides long. It is a transcript of the gene nup35, whose product is annotated as nucleoporin 35. The record is from RefSeq and is a predicted model, not a curated record. Lineage: Eukaryota; Metazoa; Chordata; Actinopteri; Salmoniformes; Salmonidae. Gene Ontology annotation, molecular function: nucleic acid binding; structural constituent of nuclear pore; phospholipid binding. Gene Ontology annotation, cellular component: nuclear membrane; nuclear pore central transport channel; nuclear pore nuclear basket. Gene Ontology annotation, biological process: nuclear pore organization; NLS-bearing protein import into nucleus.